Molecule: messenger RNA, 487 nt
Organism: Rhizopus microsporus ATCC 52813
Lineage: Eukaryota; Fungi; Mucoromycota; Mucoromycetes; Mucorales; Rhizopodaceae
Product: 60S ribosomal protein L34
Exons: 4
Biological process (GO): translation
Cellular component (GO): ribosome
Molecular function (GO): structural constituent of ribosome
Source: RefSeq, a predicted model, not a curated record
UGUAUUUAUGUGUGCGCGCAAGAUGAUUGGGUGCGUAUUCUGUCAGGUAAAUUUAAGUGUCAGCAGAAGUCGAAGAGACUGAAGUUGUCGGAAAGUGGCAAAUAACCCUCGAAAACACAACCAUCAAUCCUUCCCUUCCACCCCUUUUCUUAAUCAAGCAUAAUUAAGAAUGGCUCAGAGACUUACUUAUCGUCGUCGUUGUUCUUACAACACUCGUUCCAACCGUGUUAAGGCCGUAAAGACUCCCGGUGGUAAGCUUGUCUUCCAAUACCAAAAGAAGCCUGUCAAGGCUCCCCGUUGUGGUGACUGUGGUGAGAAUCUCGCUGGUAUCAAGGCUCUUCGUCCUCGUGAAUUCGCUACCAUCUCCAAGACCAAGAAGACUGUCAGCCGUGCCUAUGGUGGCUCCCGCUGUGCUCACUGCGUCAGAAACCGCAUUGUUCGUGCUUUCUUGAUUGAAGAACAAAAGAUUGUCAAGAAGGUCCUCAAG